This is a messenger RNA of Schistosoma intercalatum, 945 nucleotides long. The record is from the annotation of a GenBank genome assembly. Lineage: Eukaryota; Metazoa; Platyhelminthes; Trematoda; Strigeidida; Schistosomatidae.
GAGUAAUCCAUUUGUAAAGUUGAAAGUCUCCAUAUCACGAUGAAAACAAUCUUCAUUCUCUCCCUGGCUGUCUGUUUUUUCGCUGUUCAAACCGAGUUAGACAAUAAAUCUUGACAUUACCAUGUUAAUAUGAAGCCAUAUUUUAUAUUUAAAUAUACAUAUAAUCACUGAUAAUCAUAGAUAUCUAGUGUAAAUACAUGUAUAAGUGAAUAUAUGUGGACACUACAUGAAUAGGUUUUUAUCUGUUAUCAAUACAGUUUUUCAUGGUGUUUAAAAUGCAAGUUUCGUUCAAUAGAGGAUAAGCUCUUGCCAUAUCAUUAACCAAAUAGAGCUAGAAACAACAGAAAUUUAUUUCACAAUUGUCAGGAUAUUCACUGUGAACAGAAUAACAUAUUUGCUGUCCAGUUAUCUGCCCCUGGAUUGAAACUGUUGUGACUGUUUAUAGUGGAAAUAAAACGGUGUGUAUGAAAAAUAAAUUAAAUAAACACUAUCUAUAGCACACUUUAUUAAUACUGUACUGAAAUGUAAACUACUUAGUAAAAUAUCUUUGUUUUCUUUUCUUCCUUUAUUGUUUAGAUGUAACUCCGGUCCUGCGAUGAAUAGUUUGUUUCUAGAGGCUGCACAAACUUUUGGAAGUCUGAAAAUAUGCGCGACCAAAACCAAUGGAAUGGUGGAGGAAUAUUUCAAAGAAGAUGGUUUGGGUCAGAAGGUGAAUGAAGUUGUGCAUAUUCUUCUUCAACGACUUAAUAAACGUUUUAAAAGGAUUUGCUCAUGAACUCACAACUACAUGUCAAUCAAGCAAUCAGCCCAUUUGUGCCAAUAAAAAUGCAUGGACAAUCAACCACUGAAAAUAAUUUACAAUCGAUUGAUUAUAUUUGUAACUAAAACGUUUCUUUCUACAUGUUUUCAAUGUGUAAUUUAAUAAAAUUUGUAUACUGUCCACAA